GCAACUUACUUGGGUGAGCAAAGGGAAGCUGUCAAACAUGGAGAAACCAAACUGCUGACAAAACCAACUCUCCACCGGGCCGGGCCUUCGGGGCCCGCCGUGAAGGGCGGCCUCGAGUAACAAACGGCCGCAGCUCCCCAAGAGGAGCCCGACCCGGCACAGCUCGCGACGAAUGGAAACCAGAGUCCGCGCCGCUCAGCUUGGAGGGACGGGGCGGGGCUUUCCCCAAGCUGGGCCGGCGCGCGGGGCCGGCAGAGCCCGACUACGAGUCCGAGGUCUACGAGGCGGCGGCCGGGGACGCGGUGGCGGUAGCGCCGGCGCCCGCUGCGGCCGUGGAGCCCGCCGAUUUGGAUUUCGGAGCCGGCGAGGGCCACCACCUGCAGCACAUCAGCGACCGAGAGAUGCCCGAAGAUCUAGCUUUGGAAUCAAACCCUUCCGACCACCCGAGGGCAAGCACAAUUUUCCUCAGCAAAUCUCAGACGGAUGUGCGUGAAAAGAGGAAGAGCAACCAUUUAAACCAUGUAUCUCCAGGGCAGCUUACUAAAAAGUAUAGCUCAUGCUCAACAAUAUUUCUAGAUGACAGCACAGUCAGCCAGCCUAACCUUAGAACCACAAUAAAAUGUGUGACCUUAGCAAUAUAUUACCACAUAAAGAACAGAGAUGCAAAUAGAUCCCUGGACAUUUUUGAUGAGCGGUCACAUCCUCUCACGAGAGAGAAAGUUCCAGAGGAGUACUUUAAGCAUGACCCUGAACACAAAUUUAUUUAUAGAUUUGUCCGUACGCUUUUUAGUGCUGCACAGCUGACAGCGGAAUGUGCAAUAGUGACAUUGGUUUACUUAGAGAGGCUCCUAACUUAUGCUGAGAUCGACAUUUGUCCCACCAACUGGAAAAGAAUUGUUUUGGGAGCCAUUCUUCUUGCCUCCAAGGUUUGGGAUGAUCAGGCUGUAUGGAAUGUAGACUACUGCCAGAUCCUCAAGGACAUUACGGUUGAGGACAUGAAUGAGAUGGAAAGGCAUUUCUUGGAGCUUCUUCAGUUUAAUAUUAAUGUUCCUGCCAGUGUUUAUGCCAAAUACUACUUUGACCUUCGCUCCUUAGCAGAUGACAACAACCUGAAUUUUCUGUUUGCUCCUCUCAGCAAAGAAAGAGCACAGAACCUAGAGGCCAUUUCAAGAUUGUGUGAAGACAAAUACAAAGACUUGUGUAGAGCUGCUAUGAGAAGAUCUUUAAGCGCUGAUAAUUUCAUUGGUAUUCAGCGCUCUAAUGCCAUCCUCUCUUAAGAGAGAGACU
Mastomys coucha (southern multimammate mouse) is the source of this 1287-nucleotide messenger RNA. RefSeq names its product cyclin Y like 1 (gene Ccnyl1). Gene Ontology annotation, biological process: regulation of cyclin-dependent protein serine/threonine kinase activity; regulation of canonical Wnt signaling pathway. Gene Ontology annotation, cellular component: plasma membrane. The record is from RefSeq and is a predicted model, not a curated record. The coding region runs from base 402 to 1277 and encodes 291 amino acids. Gene Ontology annotation, molecular function: cyclin-dependent protein serine/threonine kinase activator activity; protein kinase binding. The transcript is spliced from 11 exons. Lineage: Eukaryota; Metazoa; Chordata; Mammalia; Rodentia; Muridae.